Molecule: messenger RNA, 2082 nt
Organism: Mustela erminea (ermine)
Lineage: Eukaryota; Metazoa; Chordata; Mammalia; Carnivora; Mustelidae
Product: collagen alpha-1(I) chain-like
Exons: 3
Coding region: 1-1116 (371 amino acids)
Source: RefSeq, a predicted model, not a curated record
AUGAUUUAUAUUCUUUUGCCACAGGACAAGAGAAAGGGGCUCUCCUCGCGCGGUCCCCUUCGGGCUCCCGCCAGCGGUCACCCGCCGCCGCCCCUUUCCCGGCCGGGCCGCUGCGGGCAGCGAGGCCGCCCCCCGUGGGGUCUGCCGUGGGGCCCCGCGCGCCCCCCGGCCCCGGCCCCGGCCCCGCGGCGCCCGGCGCUUCCCGCCGGGAGAGCCAGCAGGCGACGCCGGCGAGGCUGCCCGGGGAGAGCCGGCCGGCGAGGCCCGGCCCGCCACCCCCUCCUGCUCGCGCGCUCAAGGACAUUUUGCUUUUCCUCCCAAGGACAAAGGACAAUAAAAGGAGCCGGGGAACCACUCACCGGGUCCGAGUGCGGCUGUCGGCACCUCCUGGCCGGCUGCACCCGCGUUCCGCGCCAGGCCGACCGCACGAGCCUCCCGCCCGCGCCCGGUCGAGCCGCCCGGGCCCCGGGGAGCCUCCGCGGCCGCUGCCGCAGCGUCGCUUUCGGCGUCGUGGGCCCGGCCGCCCCGGGAGCCUCUGCCGCGGGCUCCGACACCCGCGCGCGGCCCGCCUCGCCUCAGCCACGACCGCUUCGCUCCCGCGGGCCUACGGGCCGCCCGGGCACAGCUUCCCGCCGGCCGGCGGGCCCCGCGGCCGCGGCGGAGCGCCUGACAGCUCGGGGUGCUGCUGCCUCUCCGGCCAUCUUGUGCCGUGUGUGUGUGGUGUCUCUCUCCCGUCUCCUCUCUCGGCUUUACUCCCUCCUCCUCCUCCUCCCCCCGCCCCACACACCACACAACAUGGCCUCUUCGCUGCGGCGGCGGCUGCGGCGGCAGCAGCAGCCUCCACCGCGCUCUUGCCCGCUCCCCUCCCCCACCCUCCCCGCCUCCCGCCCGCAGCCCCACGUCCCAGCGCGCAAGCGCGCCACCGCCCGCCCGCCUCGGCCAUUGGCUCCGAGAGCUUCCUGCCUCCCCUUCCCGGGAGCUGCCUCACGCACGCUCGCAGGCGUCUUCCUCCCUCCUAACAACAACCACUUCAAAUACUAUUGGCUGAUUCUGACCCCACCCCUUCGGCUGCCGCCGUGCGGACAGGCUGACUUAAGUGCCAUUCACUGCCCUUAGGUGUUUCUGGUUUUUUUGUGGGGCACCAGACCGGGAUUGGCUGGUGAUGGAACCUUUGGGUUUGGAGGUGGGCUGUUGCUUUGCGCCCCGCAGUGCGGACCCCUCCAGGCUGGCUGUUGAGGGGCGGGAGGGGUGGUUCCUGGCGCCAGAGAGGCCAGGUUAGAAUCAUUAGUACAGAGACCUAGAAAUAAGGGCCUCACUUAAUGGAAAAAGCUAGGAAUUCAGUGUUUCCGAGCUCCGAUUUUUGUCCUCUUUUUUUUUUUUUUUUUUUUUUUAGAAGAAAGAAAAUGACUGACAGGUUGACGAGCAAACAAGCCAUAUUUCCUCGACUGUAGAGCUCAAGAUUUUUCUUCUAACCAGCCGGUCCUCCCUAAGGGUCACAAAGUCAGGACCAGGGGUUUUGCCACAGAGCGCAUUGCCCAGCCCAGUAUCCAAAUUGAGUUGCCAAUUGUUUGAUGGGUGGUGAGCUUCCUGUUGCCCAUUUACGUAAGACAGCCUAUUCACAUGUCCAUUGUCCUUAGAAUUUAGUGAAUCGUUGUUUCAUAAUCCUGGUUGGGCCUGAUGAUACCACCCUUUUGGGAAAUGUUUGUUUAAAGGGAUCGUUUUAACCACAGCCUACCUGUCCAGCCCUCUCCCAGAGAAUCGGGCAAAACAAACUUCAUUCUCUUUAAGAAACUCGCGGUUUUUUUUUCACUAGGUCUUAAAUCUGGAAGCAAUCUAGACAAUCAAUAGGAAUAACUGAAAACCUAAACUUUCCCGAAAUGGAUGAGAGAAGAAAAAGUAGCUUUCUCCCACUGUCAGCAUUUUCGAAAUCUUGCUUCUUUUGGCAAGCGACCUCGGGAAGAGGAAAGGAACACCCGAGGCUUUUGGUUUUAACAGAUACCUUUGAGAGGCUGGUUCUUGGGGCAACUCCUGAAUUCUCUUGAGACCCUUCCCCUGGUCCUAAACUCUUAAGGAAAGGAGAAC